This is a messenger RNA of Funneliformis geosporum, 2016 nucleotides long. The record is from the annotation of a GenBank genome assembly. Lineage: Eukaryota; Fungi; Glomeromycota; Glomeromycetes; Glomerales; Glomeraceae.
AUGACAUCCGUUUCAAAACCUUCUGAAUUUAUUCCUGGUGGUUAUCCAUCAACACCAGAUCAAGAUAAAAAUAAUCAAUCUUCCCCGUUUGAUUCUCAACCUAAAAAUGAUGAGAGCAUUCUAACAAAAGUAACAAACAUGGGCUCAUCCGCUUUUGGUAGUGUUGUUGGAUCAAGUGAUAAAACCUCGAAUGAUCAAACCAAUACUUCAUCAAACCAACACGAUGAGAGCAUUCUAACAAAAGUAACAAACAUGGGCUCAUCCGCUUUGGGUAGUGUUGUUGGAUCAAAUCCUUCCGGUGAUACAACCGCGAAAGACCAUCAUAGUCCUUCAUCGAACCAACCUAAUCUUUCAUCGACUCAUACGGAAUCCCAAACUAAUCCUAACAAGAAUGAUGAGAGCAUUUUAACAAAAGUAACAAACAUGGGUUCAUCCGCUUUGGGUAGUGUUGUUGGGUCAAAUCCUUCCGGUGAUACAACCGCGAAAGACCAAACCAGUCCUUCAUCGAAACAACCUAAUCUUACAGAAUCCCAAUCUAAUACUAACCGUAAUGAUGAGAGCAUUCUAACAAAAGUAACAAAUAAGGGCUCAUCUGCUUUGGGUAGUGUUGUUGGAUCAACUCCUUCUGGUGAUAGAUCCACUGAAGAUCAACAUAAUCAACAUGGUCCUAACCAUAAUGAUGAAAGCAUUCUAACAAAAGUAACAAAUAUGGGCUCAUCCGCUUUGGGUAGUGUUGUUGGCUCAAACCCUUCCGGUGAUACAGCCGCGAAAGACCAACCUAAUCCUAAACAUAACGAUGAGAGCAUCCUAACAAAAGUUACAAACAUGGGCUCAUCCGCAUUGGGUAGUGUUGUUGGCUCAAAUCAGUCUGAUGAUAAAGCUGCGAAAGGCCAACAUAGAUCUCCAUCGGACCAUACUGAAUCUCAAUCUAAUCCUAACCGUAAUGAUGAGAACAUUAUAACAAAAGCAAAAAAUAUGGGCUCAUCUGCUUUGGGUAGUGUUGUUGGCUCAUCUGGUGAUAGAUCCACGGAAGGACAACAUAGUCCUUCACAGAAUCAACCAAACCUUUCAUCGCCCCGUAAUGUAUCUCAAACUAGUCCUAAUGAUGAGAGCUUUUUAACAAAAGUAUCAAAUAUAGGUUCAUCCGCUUUAGGUAGUGUUAUUGGCUCAAAUCCUUUUGGUGAUAAACCCCAUGAAGCAAAUCAAGCUAAAAUAUCUGAGUCAGGCUCGUCUGCUUUAGGUGGAGUUGGCACAAAUCCUAUUGGUGAUACUACCCCACAAGAAAAAUCAGACUCACCUUCUAACCCAUUUUCUGAAAAACCUCAAGGAGAAGUUGACACGUCUCAUACUCUUAAACCUGGUGAUCUAAACGAAUCGUCAAAUCACGGUGUCGCUCUUCCAAACGCAAUUUUACCUGAAACGCGUACCAAAUCUCAUAAAACAUUUGAUUUAACUGGUGACUAUAAUAAACAGAAAGAGAACGAACAAAGGGCCGAUUCAAAAGUCGAACAUGACUACAAACGUGAACAAGACAAGGAACACGAAUCAACAGAUUUCGGUGUUAAACCGCUGAAUAAGCAACCACCUUUACCUUAUAAACCAACAACUGACGAAAUCAGUCCAAAAGGUCAUGCAACUUCUCAUGUCCCUUCCAAAGAUCAUCCAACUCCUCAUGUCCCUUCCAAAGAUCAUGCAACUCCUCAUGUCCCUUCCAAAGAUCAUCCAACUCCCAAUGUUCCUCCCAAAGAUCAUGCAUCUCCUCAUGUACCUCCAAUCAAUCGUUCUGUUGAUGAACGUCACCAAGCUGAUGAAACAAAUGAUGAUCUUGAAGGCCAUAAAAUAACUAGAAAAGAUAAAGUCAAUGCUACUAUUGAUAAAGCUGUUGGAACUUUGAAACAAAAAUUGGGUAAACUGGUUAAAAAUGAUCAAAUGAUCGCAAAAGGCGCAGAUAAAAAAUCUGAGGCAGACAAGAUAAAGGAAAUUGCAGAGAUUCAAAAGCAAGCUAAUGAAUUUUAA